Messenger RNA from Saccoglossus kowalevskii, 5077 nucleotides. Its product is annotated as histone demethylase UTY-like. Gene Ontology annotation, cellular component: MLL3/4 complex. Gene Ontology annotation, biological process: regulation of gene expression. NCBI's taxonomy places the organism in Eukaryota, Metazoa, Hemichordata, Enteropneusta, Harrimaniidae. Gene Ontology annotation, molecular function: RNA polymerase II cis-regulatory region sequence-specific DNA binding; histone H3K27me2/H3K27me3 demethylase activity; chromatin DNA binding. The record is from RefSeq and is a predicted model, not a curated record.
AUUUAAUGUGUGGAAUGUCUGAAUUUUCAGACCUAGCAGCCCAGGGCAAUCCGUGUUUUUCAACAAGUUCUUUACACCGAUCCCGGCUUCAGUCGUGCCAAUGAAAUUCAUCUUCGGCUGGGGUUGAUGUUCAAAGUUAAUUCCGAUUAUGAAUCAAGUUUAAAGCAUUUCCAGUUAGCUCUGAUAGAUUCAAGUCCGUGUUCCUUGUCUAAGUUAGAGAUUAAAUUCCACAUAGCACAUUUAUAUGAAAUUCAGGGGAAGCAUAUUGCAGCAAAAGAGUCGUACGAGCAGUUGUUAGAAAGCAGUACACUUACAGAUGUUUUAAAAGCAAAUACUUUGAGACAACUUGGUUGGUUACAUCACACUUCGGAACUGUUAGGUGAAAAAACGAUACGAGAGACGUAUGCAAUCCAAUGUCUAUUGAAGGCAAUAGAAGCUGAUCCUAACAGCGGACAGUCGUGGUAUUUUCUUGGAAGGUGCUAUUCUAGUGUUGGAAAGGUACAUGAUGCCUUUGUAUCUUAUAGACAUUCCAUUGAUAAGUCGGAGGCCAGCGCUGACACAUGGUGCUCUAUAGGUGUGCUGUAUCAGCAGCAGAACCAGCCUAUGGAUGCAUUGCAAGCAUAUAUAUGUGCAGUACAAUUGGAUAGGUCACAUGUUGCAGCUUGGACUGACUUAGGCAUUUUAUACGAAGCUUGCAAUCAGCCCAGGGACGCUUUAACUUGCUACAUCAACGCUUCAAAAAAUAAAAAUUGUUCAGUUUCUCUUUUGUCACGAAUCAAAGUAUUACAAUCGCAAAUGAAUACUUUAACGCCAGCCAAUCUACAAAACAAACCCAAAAUGUUGCCGAGCAUAGAGGAGGCCUGGAGUCUUCCCAUCCCAGCAGAACUGACAUCGCGCCAAGGGACUGUUGGAACGGAUAUUCAGGAAAAGCCAAUUGGCCAGAUGAAAGGACAGCUGCCUGGUCCAAUGGCAAACAAUCUGCAAAAUUUGAACAGUCUUCAAAAUCAGUUUAUGGGACCAAGUCCCCCUAACUGCAUGACAGUGCAAACUCUGCCGGCACAGACGCAAGAAGAGGAGACUAGCUCAUCAAAACGCCCAAGAAACUCAACUAAAAGACGGUCUUCCACGCCAACUUCGCCGCCACAAACUUGGAACAUGCAGCCUCCUCAAGGCUUCACACCCAUGUCAACACCGUUUUACCUCACGCCUCAGCAGCUACAACUUCUAAAAACUCUGCAGCAAAAUAGACAAAAAUUAGAUGCGGGACAACAAAUGGUGCUACAGCAGUUGGAGCAUCAUUGCUGGAUACAGCAGAACCAAAUGAAAUUACCGCCGCAAGGAAGUAUACCCACGCAGGGAUUAUCUCCCCAACAACAGCAGCAGCAGCAGCAGCAGCAGCAGCAACAACAACAGCAUUCAAUUAUAGGAAAUAGUAUGACUGGAACUUUGCAAACUGCAAAUAUGCUGCGAUUGCCAGGAAAUAUAAUGCAGCAGCAGAGUGUGCCUGGAAGUACUGUUAUGUCUGUGAAUACAAGUACAAGUUUAUCCAAUAUGCAGGCAAACAUUCCAUCAAAUGUUUUGUCAGGAACAAUAAUGCAAACUCUACCGGCAAUAAUGUCUCAAGCAUCAAUGCCGGGACAACAAACUCUGCCAAACUUAAGCGUGAUUCCAAAUUCUGUGAAUUCAAUGCCGUCUCCGCAGCAGAAUUUUCCAACUCCAACAACCAGUCCAUUGCUGAGUCCUUCGUUUUCACCCUCCUCGUCUGUGGCGGUGAGUACAAGGACGGGAAAUAUGUCUGUGAUUACAUCAGGUAACAGGUUACUCUACCCUGUGACUAGUGCUGUAAAUGUGAACUCCAGUCUGGCGUCUGUGACCCAGUUACAAGGAUCUAAUGCUCAGAUGGUGUCAGCUGCUGGCAAUUUGCAGCCGUGUAAUAAUAUGAACGCAUCUUUUGUGAGAGCACCCUCUAUGCAAGGUGGAGUCUUACCAUCCAGGAACCUGAUGUCUCCACAAGCGAUAGCGGAUAGUAUGCUGGCCCAGCUGGCUCAAGGAGAACAGAGUUCUGCUAUCAAGGGAGGUCAAUACACGGACAAGCAAAGCCCUAUGCUGAAUGCUGCCUUACGGAGUCCAACGGAUCAGGGCUUAACACGGAAAUGUAUUCCCAGUAUUAUGACUAUCAACUCCAGUGGCAAUAUACCCCAACCGGCAUCUGCCGGAAUUAGCACGUUUUCAACGUCCGUGCAACAAAGUACAUUCUCCACCCCAAGUUUUGAAACAUUCCUUAGCCAUGCAGGUAUGAAAGAGAGCUCUAGGACUCUGCUCAGUACACUGUCGCAUGGUACAGUGACAAAGGACUUGGGAGUGUCUCACACCCUCCUUCCUGGAUCUAACACUGCUGUAAAUACUAUCAAUUCUUCUCCAUUGAAUGUGAUUGGAUCGCCGGGAAGGUCACAGUCGAGCACAAUAUCACAGAGGUUGUCCAUGUGUGACACUAAACCACAGCAUCAGGAAACUUCAGUUGCAGGACUUAUCAGUACUAUGGAAGCAAAACUAAGUGAAAAGGCAUUGUCAGUGAACACAAAUAACAGUAACACCAAGCAUAGCAAUGCGAGAAGCAGUUACAUGGACAUGAUAUCGUCGGCACCUUCAUCCUCGCCGGGAUCACUUUCUAUUCACUCGUGUUCAAAAGAAAUUCUGGCUGUGUGCAGCCGAGUGGGAAAAAACGGACUUACCAGCAGCAGUAUUCUUCAGGAUAAAAUGCCGCCGCCAACACCCCCACCGGCGCCCUACCCACCCCUACCAAAAGAUAAACUCAACCCACCAACUCCAACUGUUUAUGUCGAAAGCAAAAAAGAUGCCUUCUCUACUGCUUUACAACAGUACUGUAUUUCACCCAGUCAGCCAAUAACCGUGGUUCGUGGACUAGCUGCUGCUCUGAGGCUAGAUCUUGGUUUAUUUUCCACAAAGACUCUAGUGGAAGCCAACGCUGAUCACACUGUAGAAGUUCGAACACAGAGACAACAACCAUCAGAUGAGAAUUGGGAUGCACAAGGUUUGAAGAAGAUCUGGAGGUAUGAAAGCAGUAGAUCAUUCACAACGAUAGCAAAAUACGCUCAGCAUCAAGCAUCAUCUUUCCAAGAGUCUCUUAGGGAAGAAGCUGAGAAGAGUUCGAAGAGUAAACAUGCACAACAAAUGCAAAUGCAACAGCAGCACAUGGAUCCAAACGAUAGCGACUCAGGGUCUUCAACCACUUCAAAAAGUGGUUUAAAGAAGAAAUCAUCAAGUGGCAGACAAUUUAAACUGCUAAAGUUUGGCACCAAUGUGGAUUUGUCUGAUGAUAAGAAAUGGAAACCCCAACUUGAGGAGUUGACCAAACUGCCAGCGUUUACGCGGGUGGUGUCAGCUGGGAAUAUGCUGAGUCACGUUGGUCAUGUCAUACUUGGAAUGAAUUCAGUUCAGCUGUAUAUGAAGGUCCCUGGAAGUAGGACGCCCGGGCACCAAGAGAACAACAAUUUUUGUUCAGUCAAUAUGAAUAUAGGACCUGGAGACUGUGAAUGGUUUGCAGUUCCUGAACCAUACUGGGGAGUUAUUCAUAAUUUCUGUGUAAAGCACGGGGUGAACUACUUAAUAGGAUCGUGGUGGCCUGUGUUAGAAGACCUUUAUGAAGAAAACAUACCAGUGUAUAGAUUUAUACAGAGGCCUGGUGACCUCGUCUGGAUAAAUGCAGGGACUGUACAUUGGGUACAGGCAGUGGGUUGGUGCAAUAAUAUAGCGUGGAAUGUGGGACCACUGACAAACUAUUCCUACAGACUGGCUAUUGAAAGGUUUGAAUGGAAUAAACUACAGAGUGUAAAGUCAAUUGUACCUGUUAUUCACCUCUCAUGGAAUAUGGCGCGUAAUAUCAAAGUAUCUGAUGUCAAAUUGUAUGAAAUGCUCAAGUAUUGUCUACUACGUACAUUAAAGCAAAUAAUACUGACACGCGAAAGGUUGAAACAACAGGGACUUGAAAUCCAUUGGCAGGGAAGGAGUAAGAAUGAAGCAGCGCAUUAUUGUGCAGACUGUGAAGUGGAAGUGUUUGAUAUCUUAUUUACAACGGAGAAAGACAAGAAAUACGAAGUGCACUGCGAGUCGUGUGCUCGUAAAGCUAGCUAUAACCUUGAGGGUUUUGUUAUUUUAGAGCAGUGCAAGACAGAAGACCUGUGUGCGAUUUACGACAACUUCACCCUCCAAGUAGAGCCUUCUCAGAGUCUCCAAAAUUCAUCAUGACAUGGAUGCUACUCUCAGAAGAGUAAUUAUAUUCAAGAAAACCUGCAAAAUAUUUACUUCCUAGUUUGACGUUUCUAUUAGUAAGCGUGAGUAAUUUGCACAGUGCAAGUUUAGAUAUAGUAAAGGAACUGAUCGGUCCAGCUUGUUGUUGUUGUUGUUGUUGCUGCUGCUGCAUCCAUCUCUCACUGCUGCAUUGGUACAUUCAAACUUUUUUCUUUCUAUAAGUGUAAUACGUUAUACUUGGCAUGUCGUUACGAACGUUCUAUAUAUUUUUAACCUGUAAAUUAUUAAUUUCCCGGGACGACAUUGAAUGCUAAAAAGCUGCCAAACAGUUGUCCAUAUUAUGCAAUAAAGCUGUUGCAUAAAUUCGAUCCAACACUUCAUCAGUGAUGUACCUCUAAGAUGCAUGUUUGGCAACAGACGCUGGGUUUGUGAGACUUACAUCUUGGUAGACAGUAACAAUUUGGAAUACACCACUUGAAUAUUGGUGUGAUAUCGAUCAGCUUCCUUCUUUAGGGAAUAAGACGAUUCUUUGUGACCUGAAAUCUUCCAAGACAUACUAUGCAUCUGUAUGUCUGAUAACAAGUUGUACCCUGGCCCUUUUCACCCUUAUUUCUUUGUAAUGUGCUGCUUGUCAAUUGUUUAAAAUGUCAAAGACAAAUCUCAAAGAAGGCCUUCAUAUAAAAUAUAUAGUGCUCACUGUGUAAAUUUGGCUAGGUGAUGUGCUGUAAGCUUUCUUUGUGUUUUAUGAUACAUUCAUCAUAAAUGGGCACUGCCCUUUCUAGCCAUGUUUUUUGUUUCUCGCUGUACC